AAAACAAAUGUUCAACAUUCAACAAAAGUAUAUGUUUAAUAUUCCUUUCUGUUGCAGAUCAUGCUGCUCUCGCCGGCGGCCGAGCGGAGUCAGGACAGCUUGCUGUCGGUACUGUGGGAGAUUCUGGAGGAUCAGUCGCAUCGUGAGCUGUCUGGUCUUGAGUUAGGAUCCGGCACGGGCCAGCAUGUGGUGCACUUCGCUCAAGAAAUGCCCUUUGUCACAUGGCAGCCGUCAGACAUCAAGGAGGAAUCCCGAAACAGUAUCAGAGCUUACAUUGGGGCCACUAAGGUAAAGACAGCACUGGAGCCGGUGCAUCUGGACGCCAGUGAACCCUGGGAGAAAUGGGCAGGACUGCCACGAAGCUCCUGUGACAUUAUCAUAGCGAUCAACCUGCUCCAGUACAGCCCCUUCAGCACUGCAGAGGGUGUGUUUAAAGGAUCUGGGCAGAUACUGAAACAGAACGGCCUUCUAAUGACUUACGGACCGUACGCGAUCAAUGGCACCAUCACUCCCAUCUGCAAUGAACACCUGGACCAGACGUUACGCCAGAUGAAUCCGGAGUGGGGUCUUCCAGACGUCGAUGUGCUCCGACAGCUGGCCUUCAGUAAUGGAAUGAGGAUGGAACGAAUGAUUGAGAUGCCCGAGAGCAACAAAUGCCUUGUCUUCAGAAGACUGUAGCAAAUCUGUUCAUUAAGAAAACGGAUCCGGUUUCCAGGAUAAAACGGCCACAGCGCUUCACUUCCCAUCAUUAAACUCAGUUUCACAUUCUGUCAGUACUGUAAAACACACAAACCGGACAGAUUUACAUUGUUUUAUUGUGCACAUACUUUCAGAGACAAGAAAAGAAACAUUUCCACUAAUGUAUGACCAAUAAAAGAACAAGAUAUUUAUUAAAUAUGAUUUUAAAAUGACUUCUUUUUAAGAUGAAGCGGAUCAGUAUGGAACAAAGGUGAUAUUAAAGGGGUUACAGAAGUCACCGGUUGUGUGUGUUUGUUACAAACAUGCACCGUUCAAA
Rhinichthys klamathensis goyatoka is the source of this 1015-nucleotide messenger RNA. RefSeq names its product methyltransferase-like 26 B. The record is from RefSeq and is a predicted model, not a curated record. NCBI's taxonomy places the organism in Eukaryota, Metazoa, Chordata, Actinopteri, Cypriniformes, Leuciscidae. The coding region runs from base 61 to 678 and encodes 205 amino acids. The transcript has 6 exons.